This is a messenger RNA of Theileria annulata, 633 nucleotides long. RefSeq lists its product as uncharacterized. The transcript has a single exon. The record is from RefSeq and is a predicted model, not a curated record. Lineage: Eukaryota; Apicomplexa; Aconoidasida; Piroplasmida; Theileriidae. The coding region runs from base 1 to 633 and encodes 210 amino acids.
AUGGAUUUAGAAAUGAUGAAAGGUAUGUAUUGUAAUUUAGAAUAUCAACAAAAGAAAAUAUGGGAAACAUAUGAAGAAAUAUUAAAUACAAUAAAUUUACAAGAACAAAUAAAACAAUUACAAAUACAAAAUCAACAAUUAAUAAAUAAUAAUAAACAAUUAAUUAAAGAAUUAAAUGAAAAAAAUUUAGAAAUAAAUAAAUUAAAUGAUGAAAUAAUAAAUUUACAAAAUCAAUUAGAAAAUAAUAAUGAACAAUUAAUUAAAGAAUUGAAUGAAAAAAAUAAAGAAAUAAAUGAAAAAAAUGAAGAAAUAAAAGAAUUAAAUGAAAAAUUAGAAAUAAUAAAAUAUGCUGGAAAUAUAAUAUUAAUAACACAUAAUAAACAUUUAAAAAAUUUAUUAUAUACAAUUAAUAAAAUUAUUUAUACUAUAGAAUUUAAUAUUCCAAAUACUAAUACUAAUAAUAAUAAUACUAAUAAAAAUAUUAUUAAUAAUAUUAUUAAUAAUAAUAUAAUAAAUAAUAAUAAUAAAAUUGAUAUUGUAGUUGAAAAAAAUAAUAUUGAAAUGUUAAUUGAAAUAAAUUAUAAAUUUGUAAAAUUAUCAUUAGAAAUUAUGAAAUUAUUAUCAAAAAAUUAA